Messenger RNA from Saprolegnia parasitica CBS 223.65, 774 nucleotides. RefSeq lists its product as hypothetical. The record is from RefSeq and is a predicted model, not a curated record. Gene Ontology annotation, molecular function: ATP hydrolysis activity; ATP binding; ABC-type transporter activity. Gene Ontology annotation, biological process: transmembrane transport. Gene Ontology annotation, cellular component: membrane. Lineage: Eukaryota; Oomycota; Saprolegniomycetes; Saprolegniales; Saprolegniaceae. The transcript has 2 exons. The annotation marks the transcript as partial.
AUGGGGCCUCACGGGAAGCGUGAGGCCACAAACGUCUACUACAACAAGACGUCGGCCGAGCUCAAGCGCAUGGACUCGACGACGCGGUCGCCGGUCCUCAACGUCAUUGCCGAGACCAUCAACGGCCUCUCGACGAUUCGGGCGUUUGGCAUGACGACAGCCUUUGCCGCCAAGGGCCGCGCCGCUCUCGACUACAACCAGCGCUUCUUCCUCGUUUACCGGCUCGCGACCCGAUGGCUGCAGAUGCGUCUCGAUUGGCUCUCGGCCAGUAUCAUUGCUGGCGUUGCUUUUCUCGUCGUUGCUUCCAAAGACUCGAUCGGCGUCAUCGCUGCUGGCCUCGCGCUCACGUACGCAUCCCAGAUGACGGCCUUCUUCUCCAAGAUGACCACAUCACUCUCGUUCAUCGACAACAUCAUGACGUCGGUGGAGCGUCUCGACCACUUCAAGACACUCGAGACCGAAGGUGACACACGAGCCGUCACGACGACCGUCGAAGCGUCGUGGCCAGCCCAAGGCGUCGUCACCUUUGACCACUACGCGAUGCGGUACCGCGACCACCUCGACCUUGUCCUGAAAGACGUGUCGUUUACCGUGCCGGCUGGCGCCAAGGUCGGCAUCUGCGGCCGCACGGGCUCGGGCAAGAGCUCGCUCAUGGUCGCGCUCUUCCGCAUGGUCGAGGCGGCCUCUGGUCGCAUCCUCAUCGACGGCGUCGACCUCGCAUCGAUCGACUUGCACACGGUGCGGUCGCGGCUCACCAUCAUCCCGCAAGACCCC